AUGUCAGCCAGGGGGCUGCACGCGUCGGGCCGCGGCACCGCGGCGCGCCCGGCGCAGCUGGAGAUGCCCGUGGCGGCGCAGCCAGCCGCGUGGGGUGGCGCCCCGGCGGUGCUCGAGGGGCUGCUGGCGGAUCAGCUCUGGGCAACCACGCCAUCGAAGCGACGCACCAGAGCACGGAACACGGCCGAGGAGAAGGCGCGAGCCGCGGUGAAGUUGGCGGACAUCGAGCGCAGGAUGGCAGAGGGGGACGAGUCCGUCGAGAAGCUGGGGCAGGCGGAGAGCUUCUGCGCGAACUGCGACCAGAGCACUUCGGAGAUGGCAGCUACGACUGCAGAGCUCCAGGCAGAGCGCGAGGAUCGGCCGAUGGAGACGGAGGCUGUUGCCAUUUUGCAAGCCAAAGCGAUCGUGAAGACCCGCGGCCGAGGCGCCGUUGACCAUUCCAUCUGCGGCGUCGGAUGGCGCCUUGUAGGACUGUUCGACGCCGGGCGGCCUCCGCCGCCGGCGGUUCCGCCGCGGGCGGCACCGCCGCGGCGGCGGGCGCAGCGGCCCCUGGCUGGGGCGGGCUCUCCGCCGGAGCGCCCCCGCUCGGCUCCUCGGCGCGGCCGCGUCCCCGUGGGCGGCGUCGGCGGCGGCAUCCUCGACGUCAGCGGCGGCGUCGGCAGCGGCGUCCGCGGCAUCGGUGUCGGCGGCGUCUUUGUCGGCGAGCGGCGGGGGCGGGCCGGCGGCCUCGGCCUCGGCCUCGUCAGCCCGCGCGGGGCCCUCCCGAUGUUCUGCGCCUGCGCGCCGAGGCUCCCGGAGGGAGACGCGGAGCCGAUCGACGCCGCCCCGAACGGCAGAGCCGACCCGGACCCGGGCGGCCCGCCAGGAGGGGACUCGGCCUCGCUGUUGAAGGCGGAUGGCAACUCAGACAAGGGGGGCCAGAGCCCGAUCGCGGCUCCGACCUCACCGGCACUUGGCAGCCUGGCGGGCUUCGACCUUAUGGCUGGUCUGGGCGACUCUCUGGCCGGCCUGGCGGGAAGCAUGUCGCCCCGCUUUGUCGACGAGAUCCCCACUGACCCUUCUCCCACGACGCAGCCAAUAGUGUCGGAGUUUUCCUCGAAGACGCUCGAGGAGAGCUCGCCGACGACGAGGUGCUCUGCGAGCUUCCCGCAGAGGCGAAGGCCGUUCUCGAAGCGGCCAGCAGGAUGA
Messenger RNA from Prorocentrum cordatum, 1188 nucleotides. The record is from the annotation of a GenBank genome assembly. NCBI's taxonomy places the organism in Eukaryota, Dinophyceae, Prorocentrales, Prorocentraceae.